Molecule: messenger RNA, 780 nt
Organism: Rubroshorea leprosula
Lineage: Eukaryota; Viridiplantae; Streptophyta; Magnoliopsida; Malvales; Dipterocarpaceae
Source: the annotation of a GenBank genome assembly
AAUUUUCCUGUCUAAAUGCUUGAAAAUUGAAAAUCCCAGAUGAGAGGCUUACUUUAAACUUGAAAACAUCCAAGGAUUAAUUUGUGGGGUUACUUGAACCUAAGUAGUUACUUUUCUGGCAUGAAGGUUUUGAUGGAAUUGAGAUGCAUGGGGCUCAUGGCUACCUAAUCGACCAGUUUAUAAAGGAUGAGGUGAAUGAUCGAACAGACCAAUACGGUGGAUCUUUAGAGAACCGCUGCAGAUUUGCUUUAGAAAUAGUUGAAGCUAUUGUUAAUGAGAUUGGAGCAGACAAAGUGGGGAUAAGACUGUCUCCCUUUGCGGAUUACAUGGAAUCAGGAGACUCUAAUCCAAAAGCAUUAGGCCUCUACAUGGCUGAGGCCUUGAAUAAAUAUGGGAUUCUCUACUGCCAUAUGGUUGAGCCAAGAAUGAGAACAGCAGUUGGAGAUGAAUGUGUAUGUCCUCACAGUCUUCUUCCCAUGAGAAAGGCUUUCAAAGGAACCUUCAUUGCUGCUGGGGGAUACAACCGGGAAGAAGGAAACGAAGCAGUGGCUGAAAAUCGUGCGGAUCUUGUGGCAUAUGGGCGUUUCUUCUUGGCCAAUCCAGAUUUGCCAAGGAGAUUUGAACUCAAUGCUCCACUCAAUAAAUACCACAGAGAGACUUUUUAUACCUCUGAUCCUGUUGUUGGCUACACCGAUUAUCCCUUUUUGGAGUCCACCGCAUGAGUUUACCAAAGUGGAGAACUGGAAAUUCUCCCAUGUGUAAUGAAUAAUUCUCUCUUUU